AUGCAGCCCCCCGCGGGGUCUUUCGAAGCAAUUUGUGAAGCAGACGCAGUGGUGACAGAGCUCUCUACAAGGCCCUUGACUGAGGGGUUAGCGAGGGGGAAACAAGCGGGCGGGGAAGAGGCCCUGUCAGAGGGGCUGCGGCGGCUGUGCGAGGGGGGGCCCUGGAUCUAUGCAGCAUUCUGGCAGCACAGAAUUGGAAGGUCACUGGGGUCACAAGCAGACAGCCGAGCAGGAGCGUUUUCCCAACACAGCGAGCGGCAGAGUGGGAAGCUUUCCUGCACACUGUUCCACAGCAAGAUGCUGGCGGCGGAAGCGGGGCGGGGGAUCGACUAUGAGGCCCUAAGCUUGGCUUUGGCGCGGCUUCGGAUGCUGGAAUUUGAGAAGGGCGAAGGAAUAUUGGGCGAAGCUGCGGAUUCGUCCGAGGGCGAUCGAUGGCUCUCGACAAGCCCCAGCGGAUAUCGAGUGCGACCGGCCGUUGCGACGGGAGGCUCUGACAAGGGGGACGAUCACUGGCGAGCCCAGUUUGCCGCAGGCCUUGAGACUGUACUGCUGACGUCAUUCCAAGGGUGUCUCCUCCAGCUCGGAUCCAUUGAGAAGCUGCAAGAGGAUCCUGCAAUCGCCGUGCAAGCCUGCACUGUUUUCCUGCCUUACUUCGCGGCCGCGCUGUCGUCCGCCCUGGACCUGCCCAACCCCCACGCGUUCAUAAACCCUCCCACCUCCGAGCGCUACGACGAGUUCCGCUACCCCUUCGGCACCGAUGGCGCCUACCCCCCCAGAAGCUCAGACUACUUUCCCCAGGCGCGAAACGACCUUUGGAAGCCCCCCGCCCGCAAUGUGUUCGGGCCCGCCAACCCGUUCGUCCCCUCCAAGCACUCGUCACGCCUCCCAGGCGGUGGCUCGUUCUUCCGAGGGGGAUCCCCCUCGGUGCUCCCCGUGACGCGUUCUCCUGCCGGGCAAUAUCGUGAUCGCCCAAACCCCGCACAGAAUGGCCGCAGCUCCUUGCACCCGUUUACCGGUGCCCCACAGAGCGCGCGAUCGACGUGGAGCGACGGUCAAGAGCGCAAUGCUCCCCUCCAACCCCCCGCCUGCGCCGGCCCCGACUUUGGGCCGAGUAUCUAUCAGAGGCUGUUAGAGAAAGCCGGGCAAGUGCAUACUGCGGCGCCGUCUCUAGGGACAUCGCAGUUUGACCUGAACGCUCCUUCUCCUUCACCCACGUGGUUUCCGGAUCUUGGACAAUCUCUAGAGGAUUCUUAUGGUGGUUUCCAGGGCCGCGCAGGAUCCGACGGGCAACCUAUGGAGGAAUCUUACGGUAGCUUGCGGGGCCUUAACGGUUCUGGUGGGCCGAGAGACGCGCUGACCAGAUUAGCAGAGACGGUCGCUGAUGUGCAACAGAAGGGAAGCGACUUUGGGGUGAGUCCGAGCCCCGGCGUUUCGAGAAGGGCGAACGAUCUUCUCGGUCGGUUAGAGUCGAGAAAUCAGGGGGCGAGUCCUUGGCAGGGCGCGCCGUCGGAAACCCAAACCCGAUUCGAUGACGGGAUGUUUAACGCGGGGGCCACGGACUACCGUGAAAGUAGGGGUGGGUCAGGAGCGGCACAUUUUCAGGGUGGCGACGAAACGGCGCUGGAUUGGGGUUCAAGAGAGGAGGCGUUCCGCCUCCAAGAGAGCUUCCUGCGGCUGCAGGAGCAACUGGAGCAGCGGACUCGAGAGCGGCGACCGUUCUUCCCGUUGGCCCCCGGCCAUGGUCGCCAGACGAGUGGUGGGAUGCCUUUGCUUGAACACGAGGGGUUGGUAUGCGCAUUGAAAGGAGAGGCGGCGGCGCAAGAGGUGCGGUUUACGUGGAAUCCGGCGUCAGCGGAUGAGACCGGGCAACAGCGGCACAGCCCCGUGCAACAACCGGGGCAGAGCGAUCGGCCGGAGGGGGGGUUCGGCUAUGAGGAGAUCUACACGCCCCGUACUCAUGCGGAACGGGGCGCGCAGGACGACUCGAGCGGCGGGGAAAGGAGCCUCCUCUCGCACUCGCACUCGAGCAGAGAAUCGGAUGGCGGGGCGGAGAGAACUAGGGGGGCGGGAUUCCCGUACGCAGGCAGGGUUGGGAGGGCGUGGAACAAUGACCCGGCGACGCCGUCGCGGCGGCAAUUGGAAAUGGAGACCAUUUUCGAGAACGAACCGGUUGCGCUGAGGCCCUGGGAAAAAGGGAGGCAGACGUGGUACUCAAAUCUGGAACACUUGCGGUCGCUGGUUCCGAAUACUUCCCAGUUGAAGCUGGAAGAUCUCCUUGACCGUGCUGCGAGGCACAUUUCGGAGCUGAGAUCACAGAUCGCGUCAGACAGCAACAAGGGCCGCCCAGAACCGUUCCGUGGGUACACCGUUUUGCCCUGGAGGGUGUCUGAAGGGAAGACGCUGGCCGUUGAGGAGCUGUCGAGCGCACAGCUCAUUUUGGUUGAGGCCUAUUUUGAGAGCGAGACUGGCGUCCCGCAACUCGCCAAGACCCUCUGCACCGAGGGAAGAGAACUGUGUUUCAUGCUGGUUGAGGCUGUUGGCAAGUCGACUCGUGCACGCUUUGUUGUAAAGGUGAUUGAUGCAAUCAGCACGGAGGAUCUGCUUUCAAGUCUUGAAGGACGUUAGGCUUCGAGUGAUGGUAAUAUGUGCCCUGGAACCGAGAAGGUGUUUUGGAUCAUGUGUAGACCCUGAGAAAAGUCGUUAAAUGUUUGUAAAUAAACGUAUUGACUUGUCUUAAAGAGGAACAGGUGACGCGCACCCUAGAUAUAGGGCACUGCGUACUGAGACCGCAACGUAAGGUAACUUAGGUUAACCAUGAGCAAAGAGAUCGCGAGGGCGUCCCUUAGUUGAGAGCCUUCUGAGUAACUAGCAGAGGAGCAAGCGGCUACUUUGACAGCUCUUCAACAUUUUGAUUGUCACUGAGCAGGAGGCGGGCGGCCAGAGUGGUUAGACUGAAAGUGGCUGCUUGUGCUUUACUACGAGGGCCCGAUCCUUAUGAUGUAUGAUAUGCUACUAAGAUGGCAGUACGUCGAUUUCAACGUGCUCAGCA
Klebsormidium nitens is the source of this 3049-nucleotide messenger RNA. The record is from the annotation of a GenBank genome assembly. NCBI's taxonomy places the organism in Eukaryota, Viridiplantae, Streptophyta, Klebsormidiophyceae, Klebsormidiales, Klebsormidiaceae.